Molecule: messenger RNA, 827 nt
Organism: Neohortaea acidophila
Lineage: Eukaryota; Fungi; Ascomycota; Dothideomycetes; Mycosphaerellales; Teratosphaeriaceae
Exons: 2
Coding region: 140-739 (199 amino acids)
Source: RefSeq, a predicted model, not a curated record
CCUUUGUUCCUUUUGUCUCCGACCUGUUCGUUCAUCUACGCUCAGUCACAGACGCAUUUCCAACACGAUCCUCGGACUGCAAUCUUACUCCAAGCAAACCUCACUAACCACACAACACGCCCAAACCAAACAUCUCAAGAUGGAUUCCAAGCCGGCCCUGUCCAUCUCAUCCCUCGCCCUCACCCUCCUAGCUUCCCUCCCACUGACCACCUCUCAGCCCACCAACAGCUCACGCCCGCACUUCAAACUACACGUCCACAACGCCUGCCCCUUCCCCAAAUCCAUCGGCAUCUACAGCGUCACCCCAACCUUCGAAAUGCUCCAACACGGCCCCAUCGUCAACCUCUCCUCAAACACCCACCACACGCUGCACGCCCCCUACCACAGCACCGGCAUGCGCCUCUCCGGCCACGCAGAAUGGGGCCUCAACGGCCAAUGGCGGCCGCAACUGCUCUUCGAAUUCGGGUACAGCGCUUACGACACCGUGCAAGGCACCGCCUACGAUAUUUCCAUGAUGGAGGGGUCAGAUGACAAUGUGGGGAUGAAGGUGCGUGUGCUGCCGAAUGGGGCUGGGAGCGAGACGUGUGAGACGAAGCUGUGUUUGCCGGGGGAUUGUGCGCCGAGUCAAGGGUGGACGAGUCCUGGGCAGGCGGAGCUGGGGAGUCCGGCGGAUACGGUUUGUUAUCGUGGUAAGGCGGAUUUCCGGCUGACGUAUUGUCCUGAGAAGGAGGAUCACUGAUGCCGAAGUUUUCAGCCCUCCCAAGCUCCACGCAAUACAUUACUUGUCUCACGUCUCCGGCUUCCCCAGCGCCAUCAUGUCCACCGAC